Messenger RNA from Selaginella moellendorffii, 1930 nucleotides. Its product is annotated as protein CUP-SHAPED COTYLEDON 1. The transcript is spliced from 3 exons. Gene Ontology annotation, molecular function: DNA binding. The record is from RefSeq and is a predicted model, not a curated record. Gene Ontology annotation, biological process: regulation of DNA-templated transcription. The coding region runs from base 369 to 1550 and encodes 393 amino acids. NCBI's taxonomy places the organism in Eukaryota, Viridiplantae, Streptophyta, Lycopodiopsida, Selaginellales, Selaginellaceae.
GCUUUGGUCGUGCAUUCAUUCUUUCACUCGUCAUAGAGAGGUGGGAGUGAGCGGAGAGAGGCACUCGAUCUUUGAUUCCAAUCCAUAUUUCAAGGCAAAAAGAAAGGAAAAGGCGAGAGAUUUUCCUUGGCAAUUUCCGGUUGCAAAUUUCAUAGCUGUGAUCAUGGCUUCUUCAUUCAUAGGUGUGAGCUUGGUAUCAUCUUAGGCGCAUCAAAUUGGUGUGAGAGCCUCCAUAUACUGUGUAGUUUGUAGAGAGUCUCUAUAGAAUUGAUAGAUCUCUCCUCUCACCCCUCUUCAACUCUACACACUCUCUCUCUCUCUCUCUUUCGCUUGGAAGAUCGUCGUUUUCUUGUGGAUCAAGCUAAGCUAUGGAGGGAGGCGGUGUUAAUUCCAGUAGCUCCUCCCGGAGGAACGAGCCUUUGCUUCCUCCAGGCUUUCGAUUCCACCCCACGGACGAGGAGCUCAUCGACUGCUACUUGAUCAAGAAGGUGGAGAAUAACAAGUUUAGCGUUCGUGCCAUCCAAGACGUGGAUCUAAACAAGAACGAACCAUGGGAGCUGCCAGACAAGGCCAAGAUGGGAGAGAAGGAAUGGUACUUCUUCACGCUGCGAGACCGAAAGUAUCCUACGGGAAUGCGCACAAACCGAGCCACCGAGGCCGGAUACUGGAAAGCCACUGGCAAAGACCGCGAUAUCACACGAACUUCCGCCAAUUCCACCACCAAUUCCUCGUCAAACACACUCGUUGGCGCCAAGAAAACGCUCGUCUUCUACCGAGGGAGAGCUCCCAAGGGCGUCAAGACCAACUGGAUCAUGCACGAGUACAGGCUCGAGGGCGAGGCGGCCUUCCUUCACAACUCAAGAACAUCCAAGGACUCGGAGUGGGUCGUGUGCCGGAUCUUCCAGAAGAGCCCCGGAGGAAAGAAAGGCUUGAUCUCGUACAAGGAGUCUCGCAUCGCCCCCACCACCGCCACCACCUCCACCACCAGCAAAUCCAACCUCGGACUGUGCGAGCACUCGGACGAGCACUCGUCACUCCCGCCCCUGCUCGAGUCCCCACAUCUCGACUCCUCGUGCAUGCCCGCGCUCGACGCCGCCGACUCUUCCACCCAAGCCUUCCAAGUUCUCGGCAAGAGCAUGGUCGAUUUCGCGAGGUUCCCGUUGCCUUCCUCUUUCGACCACCACACCGGCUUUGGCUUCUUCGACGAGGGAGUGAUGAAGCAGGCCAAGAUGGAGCCCCUCACUUGCUCGCUUCUCGGCCUGGAACAACAAAACCACCACCAACACCAACAGUUAGAACAGCAAAAUCAUCGCCAUCACUACAACAGCAUUGCUAGCUUCAACCUUCACGACGAGCAUACCUCUUCCUCCAACCCCUCGUCGACUCUACGACGGGAAAACUCUUGGAUGAACGAUGCCACCGCUCCUUACAGCUUCGAUCACUCCACCGUUGCCACUCCCAACGCAUCACUCUACCGUGCUGCGGCCGCUGCCGCCGCCGCCGCCGCUGGCUCCUCGGCAGUCGAUCUCGAGUCGCUCUGGACGUAUUGAUCUUGGUUUCGUCGCUUUCUUCCUGCAAAGAAGUGGUACACCAUUCGAAAGUAAAUACUGUUCGUUUCUAGCAAGUAAUGUAGUGUCUGAUCUGAUAUGAACCUUGUGUAUAUGCUGGUGAAGAGAGUCUCUUCUCGUCUCCGCUCGUUGUAAAUAUGAAGCAGCGUGUAUAGAGAGGACAACGUUUGGUUGUCACUUCCGUACCAAGAGCCACCUCACAUUCGGGGCUGGAACUUAGAAGUUUUGGUUCCUUUCGGUUCCUCCUCUUCCGUGCAUUCGCAAAACUUGCAAUCUCUGCGGCGCUUGACGCUCCCCAGAUUGAAAGCUCGCUUCUCCAAUCCAGCAAAAGCCAGCAAAAGUCUCUACCAGCUGGCUAGCUA